Naegleria lovaniensis is the source of this 396-nucleotide messenger RNA. RefSeq lists its product as uncharacterized. NCBI's taxonomy places the organism in Eukaryota, Heterolobosea, Eutetramitea, Acrasida, Naegleriidae. The transcript has a single exon. The record is from RefSeq and is a predicted model, not a curated record. The coding region runs from base 1 to 396 and encodes 131 amino acids.
AUGAUGAACACACAAACCUAUCCAACCGAAACUGCUGCUUCAGGUGCCGGUGGUCUCAAAUACGACAAUCGUUAUUAUGAACGUGAAGAGGCACAUCAUGCACGUGACCGUUUCUGGACAGGAUUCUUUCUCUCGUUGAUUCUAUUUUUCACAUUGAAUCCAUUGGCUUGUUUACCUUACAUGUUGGGAUGGCGUUACAGAAAAAGUGAUGUCCCACGUGCUAGAAAAUGGGGUCGUUUGAGUUGGCUCAUGUUUUGGGCCACAUUGGCUGCUGUCACUUGUCUAUGGUUGUGUGCCAUUAUUGUUAUUCCAAUUGCUGUGGGAACAACGGUUGGUAGAAGAGAUGCUGAAGCUGCAGCUGCCGCUGCUCGUCAACAACAACAAACACCUCCUUAA